Molecule: messenger RNA, 348 nt
Organism: Fusarium venenatum
Lineage: Eukaryota; Fungi; Ascomycota; Sordariomycetes; Hypocreales; Nectriaceae
Source: RefSeq, a predicted model, not a curated record
AUGGUUGAUGGUGUGCUUGUGACCAAGUGCGAUUAUCCUUCCCCAACCGAAGAGUGGACAAACAAUUACCAAGACAUGGGUGGUGACGAAUAUUGGGGUGAAGGUGGUAAAGUCUCCGAGAUUCUAGAGAGUCACGGACUGAAUGGCGACAUCAAACCGCUUUUCGCCCUGGAUGUUGAAUCAGGAGAGCCUUACACAUUGUUCGAGCUCAACGGAACCUACUAUUUCAUCAACGUAGCUGAUGAUUCUCUCGAACGCGUUACCUAUCCUCAAGAGCUUGCAGAGAUUCUCGGAACUAUUACAGAUCCAGAUGCUGGGCUUGGCGAGGUUUCAACGGCUACUAUUUAA